Molecule: messenger RNA, 549 nt
Organism: Sitophilus oryzae (rice weevil)
Lineage: Eukaryota; Metazoa; Arthropoda; Insecta; Coleoptera; Curculionidae
Product: zinc finger CCCH domain-containing protein 13-like
Exons: 1
Source: RefSeq, a predicted model, not a curated record
AUGUUUCAUGAAUGGUCAAGGCUCGAAGAAGGAGAAGGUGAAGGAGAAGGAGAGAGAGAGAAGGAGAGAAGGAGAGAAGGAGAGAAGGAGAGAAGGAGAGAAGGAGAGAAGGAGAGAAGGAGAGAAGGAGAGAAGGAGAGAAGAAGGAGAGAAGGAGAGAAGGAGAGAAGGAGAGAAGGAGAGAAGGAGAGAAGGAGAGAAGGAGAGAAGGAGAGAAGGAGAGAAGGAGAGAAGGAGAGAAGGAGAGAAGGAGAGAAGGAGAGAAGGAGAGAAGGAGAGAAGAGAGAGAAGAAGAGAAGGAGAGAAGGAGAGAAGAGAAAGGAGAGAAGGAGAGGAGAGAAGGAGAGAAGGAGAGAAGGAGAGAAGGAGAGAAGGAGAAAGGAGAGAAGGAGAGAAGGAGAGAAGGAGAGAAGGAGAGAAGGAGAGAAGGAGAGAAGGAGAGAAGGAGAGAGAGGAGAGAAGGAGAGAAGGAGAAGGAGAGAAGGAGAGAAGGAGAGAAGGAGAGAAGGAGAAGAGAAGGAGAGAAGGAGAGAAGAGAGAAGGAGAGAA